GGAAGGAGAGCGGGCGCGGGGCCGUAUCGGGUGCUCGGAGGGGCCGCGGGGCCAUGGCCGGUAGCAGGAGGAACGUGUUCUUGGCAAAAUUACUGAAACGACUCUAUGGUGAAACAUCAUCAUCUUCUCUUGUUCAUACUUCAAGUAGAGAAGAGGAGGUGGUUCUUGAAAAUCUUGGAUCAAAAUCUAAAGAAAAGAAUUUGGAUAAUGUUCAGAUUUCAUCAGCAGAUGCUAGCACAUCAACUAAUACACCCUGUGAAUCAUUUCAAGGUAAUGAUGAUACAGUUAUGUCUCCAAGAAGAAUUUACACAGUGGAUCUUCCUCCAGAGGGUUAUGUUGCAGUUACUCCAGAUGCUCUUAGUAAGGCUAUUUCUGAAAACUCUGGCAGUAGUGCUGACUCAACAGAAGAGGAAUAUCAAGGGCAAACCAAGAGAAAACGAAUUCGAAAGAAGAAACAAAAGAGCAGUUUACAAAUCUCUAGUAAUUUACAUGGAGAACAAACAGAUUUGGGAAUGCAAGAGACUGUUGUUCAAGAUAAUUUACAGCUGCAGCAAACAGACGGUCCCAAAAUAAGCAAAAACAAAAAGAGGAAAAUGAAAAAGAAGCGACAGAAAGAAAAAAAGAGAGCAGCUGGCUUAGUAACAAAAACUACCAGUCUGGAUUUUACAUAUCAGCCUGACAAAAACAACAAAGAAGAAGCAGCAGGCUUAAAAGACAUAGGUGAAAAGGCAGAUAGCAUUCUGGACUUCCUGCAGGCAACACAACAAAUCUAUUUUGCUGACAAGAAAUCAGAAUGCAGAGAUGGUGCUGUAAAUUCAGCAACUGCCCAAGAGCUCUUACAAUGUCUUGAAUUUGGCACCAUCUCUUCCUCAGAUGUGUCUCAUCUGCAUCGGCUGAAAUCCCUUGUAUUGCUACAGGAUAUUGAGAGAUUGAAGGAUGCUUUGAAACAAUUCCAGGAACAGUCUAUGAUGUCUCCUGAUCAUGCCAAGGUAGCCACAUCUCUGUUUCACUACUGGAUUACAGAUAUCCUUCCUGUGAAGAACAGGAAAUAAAGCCUUACCCCUGUGUCCAUAUGCACAUGAUUAAAAUUGAAUAUACAAACUCUUAACCAAGUAGCAACUCUUCAGGAGGAGCGGUGUCAAUACACAUUCUACACCUUCAGCUAAAUGAGUUACUUUCCUAUGUUACAGACUCCAGAAGACAAUAAAGGUAUAACUACAAUGUGACUUUUGUGAUGGGAUGGUCAAGAGUAUGGCCUGAGUCUUCAGCUGAAUCAAUAUGUACAUUUCACUUUAGGAUAAGGGACUUUACUGGAAUGGUUUCUAUCUGGUAUUUUAUUUAAGAAAUAUAGUAUUAACUUUUUUGGUUUUAUCAUUCCUUUCUGGAAGUUGUAUUUGACUUUUUUUGUAUAUCUGCUUACCUGGAAAACAGACCUGUAUUUUUUUAUAUUUAAACCUAUGCAACAAUAUGUCUGAGGAAUGUAUUUUUGCUGAAUAAACUGCUAAAUUGUGGACAUAGAUAUGUUUCUAUAUGUGGGUCAUGUAGGUCCUGUUUGGAGUUGUGCAGAAGCUUGGAUGGCAUUUUCAGAACUACUUCAUGGCUCAGCUUCAUGGGUUUCACUAAGUUCAGAGUUAUGGCGCUGGGUUCUCUCUCCCUGGUUACUGUGUAAUCUGUCUACGGCUGUGUAACAAUUCUACAAUUGAAUUUAUCCAAGUGUAGAUACUACAGUAAGUAAUAUCCAUGGUUGUAAAAUGUUUAGAAGUAAUGAAGAAAAAAGUGCUUUGUGAGAGGCUCUUCUCUCAAUCUGUCAUUCCUCUGACAGGUGAUACAGAACAAACCAUAUCUUAUAUCUAGGUGUGUUAGCUUUGUCAUCAGUAAGAGAGGGGCAACGUAUUUAACUUCUCCAACUUGUGCUUGGAGAUACACUACUGAUGAGACUAUACAAAUAUCACAUGGGUUUUUUUGCUUUGUUUUUUUUUCUGUUUCAUUAUAUUGCCUGAUAUAUCCUGUUGUAAGGCAUUGGUUUAGUGAUGAUCAAAAUUUAAUAAGAUACAUUUAAUAAGAAUAAAAUCAUACCACUUUCUCAUUAAUUGAGGAAGUUAAAAGGCGUUUGGUAAUACACCAAAUGAUUGCAGGUGCAGAAAAAACAUUCUUAUAGCUAAGGGAGCUAAGGCAGCGCUGAAGAACUUGAGUUUGGUCUGUAUAUAGUAGGAAAGGUGUAUAAACCGGACUUUGCAGAGAAGAAACUAGUAGUGUGUUCUUGAAUUGUAGCUGUGACUUUUCACUGCAAUCUAGUGUGCCUCAGUCCCACAUCUGGAGAAAGAAGGAAACAUCACUGAAUGUGAAGAUACCCUUCUCAACUGACUCAAGGGAAAUUAAUCACUUCAUCCUCACUUUAAGGUUUGAAUGUCACACAGUAAAUGAGGCCUAGGAACUGCAAAAAAGGAUACACAGCAACUCAUUAGGUAAACACCAUCUGUCCUAAACACUGAAUAUGAAAAAUAUAAACGGUGUCAUGUAAUCAAACUUGAAACACAAGUAUGAAAGAGAUCAAAUUAAGACUGCAAAAAUAACUAGUGUCUGCAUUUCCUGAUACUUGAGUGACUGUGCUGAGGGAAGUUAUAGGGCUGCUGCCUUGAGUAGACACCAGGACCUGGCAAUCCCUCCCCAUUGUUCUCUAGAUUCUUGGUUAGUGUACCUGGAGAUCUGGAUGUCAGUGUAGGUGACUCCAGUUUCCGUAUUUCCAUGUUCAGACAGUAGCAAUGCUUAAUCAGCACAUACCUCAGGGACUCACACGCAAGACACAGCUGACUACGCAGCCUUUUGAUCCCUUGAACAGUGGGACAGCCAAUCUUCCUAUCCCUGCCUGCAUCCUGGGCCCUCUUGUCUGCCCUAUGGCUCUCCUGCGCACCAGCUAGUCCAGCCUGGAACACUACCACAUGUUCGCACUCUCAUCCCACAGGCACUCAUGUACUCGUGUCACAGCCUUGGUUAUUGCUUUAAUUUCUCUUACUUAAUACUCCUCUUUCAGUCCUUGGUCAUUUCUCAUAAUCAUAGAUUGGUUUGAGUUGGAAAGGACAUAAAGAUAAUCAAAUUCCAGCCCACCUGCCAUGGUCAGGGACACUUUCCACAAGACCAGAUUGCUCAAUAUUAAAGUGAUUUUUUAAAAUUCUACUGGAUUUUCAAUAGCUGCAUAUAGAUGAGCAGAUUUUGAUAUCUUUGCCAAACAGAAAUAUUUUGACAGAAUCACAAAAUAGGUAAGAUUGGAAAGGAUCCCCACAGUGGGAUCAUCUAGUCAGCCUCACUGCUAAAGCAGGGUAAAAUUUUGUACUAUUCCAGUAAGUACAAUUCACAGGUCAAAAAUGUACUUUGCUUGUAUUUUGCAGGUAAUAAUGGAUAAAAGAUUACUUUUGGUCUCUUUUUUGUUCCCUCUGCUUUUACCGCUGUAAGAGCCUUAUAUUCUGUGCAGAAAUCAGCUGGCCCCAGCUAAGCAAGCCCAGGAGCAGUUCCUGAGUGUAGCCAGUUAGUCAGUGAUAUCUGAUGUCUUUGCAAAUGACCUGUGAUAGGAGCUGAAUCUUACACUCACCAAACUUGCCACUGUUGCACUAACAGGGAUUAUGAAGAGGAUAAAGUAUGCUAAAGAGUUUAGAAAAUCGGACCAAAUUCAAGCAGAUAAAUUGUAGAUUGUCGUAGAUAAAUGCAAUUGCAUAAGAGUAUAUUUGUUUCUGAAACAAAUGUGCCAGACAGCGGUGUGCUGAAGCGCAACACGCAUGAAGGCACUUAGGAACAAUGCAUAAAAGAACACAGCAGAAAGAUCUAGUUUAAAAGCAAAAGAAAUGGACAUUACUCAUAAAUUAAAUUAGGCAGUGUACUAAAAAUGGCAAGGGUUUCAUAUUUGACAUUCUAUUUGCAGUCAAAAAGAUUUCAUACGUCUCAAUUUUAAUAUCUGGUCACUUUUCUGCACUGCUUCUCUAAAAGAAAUGGUGCACAAUCUCCUUACACCUUUUCAGGUUGAUUUGAGCAGUGGAUCACAAUGUGGCUGAGAUAUGAAAACUAAAAAAAUUAAUAUCCACCAGUGAACAUGGUUUUUCAUUUCACUAUACAUAGUGUAGCUAUGUACAUAGCUCCUUCAACAUAGCAAUGAAACAUUUAUCCUUUUAGAUUCUCAUGCUAAACUUAACAAUGGCAAAGGAGAUCACCUUGAAUUCAGUUUACUGAAUGUCCUGCAUCAUGUGGAAUUACUGAAACAUGGAAGAGUUUUUUAAGUGGAUUUUGCAUCAAAAUACUUCUGGGUAAACUGUACAUGCAUUAUUAUUAGCAUAUUUCAAGGUUUAAAACUUACAUGGACUCCAAGAGUAGGAAGAAUUUAAGGAUCAACUGGCAAGUACCCUGCAUGUGUGUUCAUGGAUUACCUUUCAAGUGUACAUUAUUGAACAGUGUGCAAUAAGUAAGGAGCAGCAGCACAGUGGGUGGGAAAUGUGCUCUGAGAGGCAGUGGUCCCUUACCAGCAUGUACAAGUAAGACCAAGAGGCUGAAGUCAUUUGAGACAUGCGUUGUAGUGGUUAAGCUGGUCACUCCACUUGUAUGCAAGGGUAUGAGUUCAAAGCCAUUAUCUCUCUAUAUAUACCUAUGUGUUUUAUUCUUAAAAUUGCCUGUAAGACCUUAAUUUUUCUCCUUGUGGAUAUGUAAUAAGGGAAUCAAUCUCUAAUGUUACAGAUUUUUACUGCUUUGUAAUUGGUGCAAUAUUUUAGGCAGUGCUUUACAAUCAUGUAGAGUUAUAAAUUCCUUAAUGUGUUUUCUAUGACAGCUGGCUUUUCUCUCCUGCACCAGUGUAGGGAGUUACUACUCAAUAGGCUGAAUGUCUGAAAUAACAUCUUGGGGAAAAACUAACUUAAAAAAAAAAAAAAAACCAAAAAAAAAAAGCAAGGAAGGAAAAAAGUGCUGAAUGGCAGAAGAUUUUUAAGUUGUCUUUCACCAAAGAAAACUUUUUUCACCUAGUAAUACUAUGUGUAUUAUAAAACCAGUCCACAGACAGAGUGGAAAGAGGUGUGUGUUAUGCAUGUACAGUAUGCUACACACUGGGCAUAAUAACAGACAGUAGUAGUGCAAAA
Molecule: messenger RNA, 5111 nt
Organism: Parus major (Great Tit)
Lineage: Eukaryota; Metazoa; Chordata; Aves; Passeriformes; Paridae
Gene: ERICH1
Product: glutamate rich 1
Exons: 6
Coding region: 54-1052 (332 amino acids)
Source: RefSeq, a predicted model, not a curated record